Messenger RNA from Terrapene triunguis (Three-toed box turtle), 1500 nucleotides. RefSeq names its product vitronectin (gene VTN). Gene Ontology annotation, biological process: cell adhesion mediated by integrin; cell-matrix adhesion; immune response. The transcript has 8 exons. NCBI's taxonomy places the organism in Eukaryota, Metazoa, Chordata, Testudines, Emydidae. The coding region runs from base 78 to 1397 and encodes 439 amino acids. Gene Ontology annotation, molecular function: polysaccharide binding; extracellular matrix binding; scavenger receptor activity. The record is from RefSeq and is a predicted model, not a curated record.
AAGCAAACAGUGAGUUCCUGGGACGGGAGGCUGCAGCCCAGCCUCAGCCUGCCGGAGCAGUCCAGGAGCCAGGCGCCAUGAGGCUGCUGGUCCCAGCUCUGAUGCUGGGUUUGCUCUGCGGAGCUUUUGCAGCUGAAGAGUCGUGUGUGGGCCGUUGCGAGGAUGGUUUCCAUGCCCAGAGGAAGUGCCAGUGUGACGCCCUCUGUGUGUACUACCAGAGCUGCUGCAGUGACUACGCGAGGGCCUGCAAGUCGAAAGUGACCCGCGGGGACAUGUUUGCGUUCCCUGAGGACGACUACAUGGACUACAGCACCAAUGCUACGUUGGGUGAAACCACAGAGACCCUCGACACAGGGACUGACCCCCCAACCACAUCUCCAGACCCAGUCACUGCUGCCACUGUCGAUUCAGUCACAGUGCCAGGCAGUGAGGACCACCUGCUGGUCCCCAGUGAGCCGGAAGAGGUGGAGCACGUGCAGCAGGAGGAGGUGGAGGAGCUGUGCAGCGGGAAGCCCUUUGAUGCAUUCACGGACCUGAAGAACGGUUCUCUCUAUGCAUUCCGAGGGAAAUACGUCUAUGAACUGGACGAGAAGAGCGUGAGGCCCGGCUACCCCAAGCUCAUCCGCGAUGUCUGGGGCAUCGAGGGGCCCGUCGAUGCCGCCUUCACACGCAUUAACUGUCAGGGCAAGACCUACAUUUUCCAGGGCAGUCAGUACUGGCGCUUCAACGACGGUGCCCUGGACCCCGGCUACCCCCGCAAUAUCUCGGACGGCUUCCAGGACAUCCCUGAUGACAUCGACGCAGCCUUCGCCCUCCCCGCGCACAGCUACCAUGGCCAGGAGAGAGUCUAUUUCUUUAAAGACAAGCAUUACUGGGCGUACGACUUUGCCAACCAGCCCAGCCGGCAGGACUGCGAGGUGUCCUCCCCAUCGCUGGUGUUUGAUCACUACGCGCUCAUGCAGGGCGACAGCUGGGAGGACCUCUUCCAACUGCUCUUUGGGGGCACCCCGCACAGUGGGGCCAGUGGACCGCGGUACAUCAGCAGAGACUGGAGGGGGGUGCCGAGACACCUGGAUGCUGCCAUGGCCGGCAGGAUCUACGUCUCCUCGAAGGCUAGCAGCUGGGCUCGAAGGAGGAAAUCCCGCCGGCACCGCAAGAAGUACAGGAGCCGGCGGCCGGCAGCUCACACCUUCUGGGACUGGCUCCAGGAUGAAUCCGAUUCCUCGGACACGGACCCUGACUGGCUGCCCGGGGGCUCCCAGUGCCAGCCCAUCCAGAGCGUCUACUUCUUCGUGGCAGACAAGUACUAUCGCCUCAACCUGCGCAGCAAGCGCGUGGACUUCGUGCGCCCUCGCUACCCUCGCCCCAUCGCUCAGUACUGGCUGGGCUGCCCAUGAGCGGGAGAGGGGAGCCCCCAAGGGGAUGGGCUGCCGCCGUCCCGCCAUAUCCACAGCAGCUGGGUCUUUCGCUAAAGCCAAAUAAACAGGGAGCUCUGUGUCA